This is a messenger RNA of Gekko japonicus, 551 nucleotides long. RefSeq names its product interleukin 11 (gene IL11). Gene Ontology annotation, biological process: positive regulation of cell population proliferation; positive regulation of MAPK cascade. The record is from RefSeq and is a predicted model, not a curated record. Gene Ontology annotation, cellular component: cytoplasm. The transcript is spliced from 4 exons. The coding region runs from base 38 to 460 and encodes 140 amino acids. Lineage: Eukaryota; Metazoa; Chordata; Lepidosauria; Squamata; Gekkonidae. Gene Ontology annotation, molecular function: growth factor activity; cytokine activity.
ACUCAGGGAAACGAAACCCUCACAUCUUCCCAAAAACAUGAAAAACUGGUUGUGCCGAGUGUUGGUGAUGCUGCUGAGCCUGUGUGAGGGUUUCUGGGCUGUGCCCGGCCCCCGGCUACGGCCUUCGGAUCCCCGAGCCGAGUUCGAUUCCAUCGUCAACCUGGCCAGGAACCUGCUGAGUGACACCAAGAACCUCUUCAAUCACUUUAAAAACCGCUAUCCUGCUGAGGGGGAGCACAAACUGGAAACGCUCCCCGUUUUGUCCAUGAAUGCCGUGGAGCUUGCCAACAUCCAGAUGGUGAAACUCAGCCUCCCGCGGCCCAAUGACCCUCUGCCAACCCUCCCAUCCCACGGCACCCACUGGUCCGUGGUUCAAGCAGGACACGCCAUUGUCCACUCGUUUCACCUGUAUUUGGACUGGGCGGCCCGCGCGCUGGUUCUGAUUCGGAACAAGCUGUGAACCGCCAAGAGAUGGAACCACCACGGGUAUUUUGGAAAGCCUCCCCACGGACCUGGAACUGUUCAAUCCCGCUCCAGAGGAAGAGGAGGAG